AAAAUAACCAAUUUAUUUAUUUUUCCACCUCCGCAGCUCCGUUCUCUCUUCAGAACUGCUGCAUUCUUUAGCCGCUGCUCCUCUACUCCGCUGAUCCCUCUCAUAGCUCUGAAACUUGACCGAAAAUGGCGUUCAUACUCAAUAAAAUGGGCAUCGCUUCCAAUUUCCGUGCUCAUUCCCAGAAAACAGAGGAUUCGCUCUCUCUGAUCCGCCGCGCAUACCACAUGGAACUUGGGCCUCGCGAGAAAGCCCUCUUGGCCGACGAUCCAGCUUUGAAGCGAUUCAAAUCACAUAAAAAGAGUGUGUGGCGACUCAAAAGAGUUGGUGAUGUUCUAACUCUUGUUGUUGUUGCAGGUUGCUGCUAUGAAAUAUAUGUUAAGGCAGUAAUGCGAGAAGAAGCUCGCAAACAAGCGACGGCUGCAGGCGGUAGUGAGUAAGUGUGAAG
Messenger RNA from Juglans microcarpa x Juglans regia, 445 nucleotides. Its product is annotated as succinate dehydrogenase subunit 7B, mitochondrial-like. Lineage: Eukaryota; Viridiplantae; Streptophyta; Magnoliopsida; Fagales; Juglandaceae. Bases 126 to 437 code for a protein of 103 amino acids. The record is from RefSeq and is a predicted model, not a curated record. The transcript is spliced from 4 exons.